Molecule: messenger RNA, 627 nt
Organism: Paramuricea clavata
Lineage: Eukaryota; Metazoa; Cnidaria; Anthozoa; Malacalcyonacea; Plexauridae
Source: the annotation of a GenBank genome assembly
AUGGCGACUCGCAUAAGGAAUGACGACUGGGAAGGCGAUAUGGAGUUAAAAGACGACAUUAAAGCGUACGUUGCCCAGAAUUUGCGUCAAACAGAAAUUGUGGAUUUUUUGAAAGUGAAGUAUCCGAUGUAUGCGUGGAGUGUGAGAACUCUCUCACGUCGCAUGCAUCAUUUUGAUAUAAAAUACAUCGAAUACGACACAAAUAUUGACGAUGUCACACGUGCUGUGGAAGAAGAGAUGAAUGGGCCAGGAAGAUUCCUAGGCUAUCGUACUUUACACAAGAAGAUUCGUGAAGUACACACAUUGAAUGUUCCAAGAAACGUUGUGUACGACGUGAUGACCGAUGUCAACCCUCAAGGUUUACAAGAAAGAGGUGGUGUGGGACAACCGAAACGCCAACGAAGAAAAGGAUCGUUCACAUCGACUGUAAGCAUAUUAAAAAAUGUUUCAUAUUUUGUUACACUAGAACAUUAUAUUAAUAUAUGUGACGAUUUUCUCAUUCAGGGAGCUGAUUUUACAAUGUCACUUGAUGGGCAUGAUAAAAUGUGUGGUUUUCAAAAGUCUACGUUCCCACUGUGCAUUUAUGGUGCCCAGGAUACUUUCAGCAGCAGAGUAAACUUCCUGUGA